This is a messenger RNA of Psylliodes chrysocephalus, 1219 nucleotides long. The record is from the annotation of a GenBank genome assembly. Lineage: Eukaryota; Metazoa; Arthropoda; Insecta; Coleoptera; Chrysomelidae.
CACUUGUUUGUUGUGGUUUCGUGGUUGUGAACGUUCAGUACCUACGCAAACAUAUAAUGGCACCAACUAAGGACAAUCUUAGUGCCGUCUUGUACGGUAUCAAUGACUUAAGAUUAGAACAAAGGCCAAUUCCAGUACCAAAAGAUAACCAGGUCCUUCUUCAGAUGGAAGUAGUGGGUAUUUGCGGAUCUGACGUUCACUACUUGGUCAGUGGAAGAUGCGGUCCUUUCGUUGUUGAAAAACCCAUGGUAAUCGGCCACGAAGCAUCUGGAACAGUUAUACAAUUAGGCAAAGAUGUAAAGAACCUCAAACUAGGUGACAGAGUAGCUAUUGAACCGGGAGUACCCUGUCGUCUGUGUCAUUAUUGUAAAACCGGUAUUUACCAUCUUUGCAAAGAUCUCUUCUUCUGUGCCACUCCUCCAGAUGAUGGUAACCUAUCCAGAUAUUACGUUCAUGAUGCAGACUUUUGUUGGAAGCUUCCUGACAAUAUGUCCCUUGAAGAAGGUGCCAUCAUGGAACCUCUUUCAGUUGGAGUUCACGCUUGUAAAAGAGCAAAUAUCAAAAUUGGAGAUGUCUGUUUGAUUACAGGAGCUGGUCCAAUUGGUCUUGUUACUUUGUUGUCCGCUAAAGCUAUGGGUGCUUCCAAAAUUGUUAUCACAGAUGUACUUGAUGUCAAAUUGAAGAUGGCUAAACAACUUGGAGCCGAUUACACAUUGAAAAUUGAGAAAAAUAUGACUGAAGAACAAAUCGUAAAGAAAGUCCAUGAACUACUUGGACAAGAACCCAACGUCAGUUUUGACUGUACUGGAGUUGAAUCCUGCGUAAGAGUUUGCGUUUCUUCUACUGGUUUGGCAGGUGUUGUAGUUCUUGUAGGAUUAGGCAAAAUCGAAAUGACCCUUCCAUUGACCAAUGCCUUGAUCAAAGAAGUUGAUGUCAGGGGUGUGUUCAGAUAUUGCAACGACUAUCCUACUUCAAUCGAAAUGGUAUCAUCCGGUAGGGUAAAUGUGAAACCUUUGGUCACUCACCAUUAUACCCUUGAAGACUCCCUCAAGGCCUUCCACACAGCAAAGACUCAAGAAGGAGACCCCAUCAAGGUCCUAAUUCACGCCAACCCCAAUUGGAAACCAUCUUAAAAUGUUUUGAUAUUGUUAUUGUUGUAUUUCGUUAUUGAAAUAUGUGAAAUUGUUGUAUAUGUUGUUAAAUACAGUUUAUUGUAUAA